Paramecium sonneborni is the source of this 1298-nucleotide messenger RNA. Lineage: Eukaryota; Ciliophora; Oligohymenophorea; Peniculida; Parameciidae. The record is from the annotation of a GenBank genome assembly.
AUGAAUAGUUAUUUAAUAAGUAAGUACUCUCAAUCAACUCAUUAUCAUUAUAAAAAAGGAAUAAAUGACAUUUUGGAAGGAAAAAGAUGUUAAUUGCUAAUCAAACUUAAAGAUCUAUAAUGCUACGACACACCUCAAGAACACUUAACUAAAUAUUAUCACAUUAAUCAGUUAAGAGAUAAAUUACAUAUGUUAGGAGAAUAUUAUAAAGUAUGAAAUUCAAUAAAUCAAUCAGUAUCAUAAUGACAUACCUCGUUUAUUUAUGAUUCCUGCCAUUAUUCCCUUAAAUUAUUUUCAUGAUCGCAAAAGAAGACUAGCAUUUUUUAGAAUUGCUCGGUUAAUUGCUUAAGAAAAUCAUAACAACCCAGAUAAACCAUAAAAAGGAAUAGUAGGUGAUUCUCCUAUUCCUUUGACAAGUGAAUAAAUUACUCCACAAGAUCCAAGUUCAUCUGAUGAAGUACUAUAUAACUAAAUUAUAUUAGAUUCUCUCGAAAAAUGAUAAAAUCUUAUAAGGAAUUAGUUUCCUAAUUUAAGAACCAGAUUCUAUAGAAUAAAUCAAACAAUAAAUUUAGUCAAUGAUCAAAUUAAAAAAGCAGCCAAAUACAUCUUCAACUAAAAUCAACAGUAUUGGAAGUAAUACAACAACUAGUAAAUCUAAUAAGUAAUCAAUUCUAAAAUAAGCCAAAUAACCUAUAUAAUAACCAACAAAAAGCAAGUCUCCCCCCUUGAAAAUACAAUCUGCUUCUAUUUAGUUGAUAGAUGUAGCUUCUCCUAGAGCUUAAAAAACAUCCAAACACAUGUCCCCAAAUAAUAUUUAAUAAUUUACUAAAAGCAAACCUAAAUCACCUUCUAUUAAUAUGGCCUCCCCUGUACAACAAUUUAUGAAACUAUCAGCCAAGAUGAAACAAUCAUUUAAUAAAUAAUAAUGUAGUAGUGCUAGAAAUAAUACAUACAUUCCUAAUAAUACUAAUUAAAGAAAAAAUAGUGUCACUCAUAUUCUAAACAUUCUCAAAUCGCCAAAUAAAAAUAGCUCUCAAUAGAUUUAACAUAUUUCAUCAACUCCUAGAGAUUAAGAAUCUAAAAGAAGCUUUAAUAAUAAAAAAGUUCAUCAAUUAGAAUUAUAAGUUAUGUCAGAUCUGCAAAGCUUAUUGCAAAAAAAAACAUGUUUAACUCAUAGAAGUUCUAUGACUAAUAAAAAUUGUAUUAAGAAGAAGCUCAACACAAGAGAACUUAAUUAAUUUAAGUGUUUAAGAUUACCCCUAUCAAACAGAGACUUUAAUAAUCAAUAAAAAGAAUGA